Molecule: messenger RNA, 6421 nt
Organism: Peromyscus maniculatus bairdii (prairie deer mouse)
Lineage: Eukaryota; Metazoa; Chordata; Mammalia; Rodentia; Cricetidae
Source: RefSeq, a predicted model, not a curated record
UGGGCCCAGCCUGGCGGCUGCAGCUCGCCCCCUAUGAUCACCUGGUCGCAUGCUGGCGGACACACACACACACUCUUGGCUGCUGCCUGCGCGCAGGCUGGCCUGCUCUGCCGGAAGGGACACCAUUCAAUACUGGGGCCUAAGGCCUUGGCUCGGGCCAGUCCCAGGCGACAGAGAACAGGGGCCCGAGGCCCUCACAAGACCAGGGACGCAGUUACUCUGAGAGAUCCCGCUUCUGAUCGCCUCUAGGACGAGAAGCUGCCCUGUAACUGCUGAACACCUCAUAACCCACCACGGACCUGGAUCAGACAUCUCCCCUGACGUCUCGAAAGUGGAUAUCAGCUUGUCUAUCCUUUCAGUAUGCCGAAGGGCUCUCUACUCUGCCUAAACAAUGUGGAGCCCACCAUGAACAGCCCAUUUCAGAUACAGUUUUCGUCUUAGUCCAGAAAGCAUUAUUAAGAAGUGAACGUCUAACAUGGCUUUAGCAGACAAGAGACUUGAGAACUUACAGAUCUACAGAGUUCUUCAGUGUGUUCGCAACAAAGACAAGAAGCAGAUAGAGAAGCUGACCAGACUUGGAUACCCUGAGCUAAUCAACUUCACUGAACCUGUUGAUGGACUUAGUGCUCUCCACUUAGCCUCAGUUUCCAAUGACAUUGACAUGGUUAGCUUUCUCCUUGGACUCGGCGCUCACCCUGAUGUGCAAGACCACAUGGGCUGCACGCCGACAAUGAGGGCUGCGGAGCUGGGCCAUGAGCUGUCAAUGGAAAUCUUAGCCAAAGCCAAAGCAGAUAUGACGAUAGUUGAUAAUGAAGGAAAAGGUGUUUUGUUUUACUGCAUUUUACCCACAAAGCGGCAUUAUCGCUGUGCACUGAUUGCCUUGGAUCAUGGUGCAGAUGUCAACAACAUCACCUAUGAAGGAAAGCCAGUGUUCCUCAGAGCUUGUGAAGAAGCACAUGAUGUGAAGGAUUUAUGCCUGACAUUUUUGGAGAAAGGAGCCAAUCCUAAUGCUAUCAACUCAUCCACAGGGCGCACGGCUUUGAUGGAAGCAUCAAGAGAAGGGGUGGUGGACAUAGUCCGAGGCAUAUUGGAAAGAGGAGGUGAAGUGAAUACAUUUGACAAUGAUAGACACCAUGCUGCUCAUUUUGCUGCCAAAGGAGGCUUUUUUGAUAUAUUGAAGCUUCUCUUUGCCUACAAUGGAGACAUGGGGUUGAUUGGAAUGGAUGGGAACACACCACUUCAUUAUGCUGCUAUGGGUGGCUUUGCGGAUUGCUGUAAAUAUAUAGCUCAGCGAGGAUGUGACCUGAAAUGGAAAAAUUUGGAACAUAAAACACCCCGAGCUGUGGCGAAAGACGGAGGCUUCAAAGCCGCAGGCAAGGAAAUACGUAGAGCAGAGCGGACUGCGGCUAAACUUGCUAAGCCUGGAGCUAAAAAUCCUAACCCACUCUGGGCCCUCAGACUGCAUGACUGGUCCGUGGAGCAUGAGGCUUUCCUUCGGGAAUCCUUUGCCUUCGUGGACAGGGGCGAUGGUGUAGUCAGCAAAGAUGACUUCGUGGUGACCCUGGAGGAGAGGCAAGAGUUUGCCACCUCUGAGCAGCUGCUUACCGUUGCUCAAAUGCAUGAAAAAAGCCGGGACAGCGGGGUCAACAUUAACGAGUUCUUUAAGGGAACCAGAUACUUAGGCAAGGCUUACGUCUUGGGAUCUUUCGGGCCUAAGAAAAAGAGAAAGGGUUUGGGCAAAAAGGCAAAGAAAGGCAAGUUUGUUCUACCUCUCCCGAUAUGCACCAUCCCGGAGAUCGCCUUUCCGAGACGGCCAGACGGGGGCCCGCCCUACUACAUGAUCGAGACCUACCAGAACGUCACCGACUGCAGCAGGUUUAACCGGGACCGCCCACCUGAACACCCCAUCCAGGACGAUUCGGAGUGGUACAUUGAUGAUCCGGGGAGGGCCUUCACAAAUAUUAAUUUUAUCACCAAGGCAGGAGAUCUUGCCUCUCUGAAAAAGGCCUUCGAGGCAGGAAUACCUGUGGAUAUGAAGGAUACUUCUUACAAGACCCCACUCAUGACAGCGUGUGCCAGCGGCAACAUGGAUGUGGUCAAGUUUCUUCUUGAAAAGGGGGCGAAUGUUAAUGCAACAGAUAAUUUUCUGUGGACUCCACUUCAUUUCGCAUGCCAUGCUGGCCAGCAAGACAUUGUUGAACUUCUUGUUAAAUCUGGGGCUAUAAUAGAUGCAAUGUCAAUCAACAACUCUACUCCUUUAAGUAGAGCCAUUGAGAGCUGUAGACUGGACACAGUAAAAUACCUACUUGAUAUUGGCGCCAAAUUCCAGCUUGAAAAUAGAAAAGGACAUGUUGCCAUGGAUGUUGCAAAGGCAUACGCUGAUUAUAGAAUAAUUGAUAUGCUAAAAGAAAAGACAGAUAACCUGCCUAAACCAUUAGAUAAUCAAAAACUGAAAGGCAAGCUUCCUAAACUGAAGACCGAAGGCAUGGACACUAAGAAAGAAGAGGAAACACUGUCAUCAAUUUAUGCUAUACCAACAAUAACAGAAGAAAAGAAAGUACACAAGGAAAAUGUGGUUUACCUCAAUUCAUUGAUUACCAGUGGUUACACUAAGAAGAUUGAUAUCACAUUUGUCCCACAUAGGAUUUGGAGUCCUGAAGCCACAACAGCAGAGCUGAUCAGGAAGAGGGAACUGCGAAGGGAGAGGUUCACAUAUGAGGUGGACUUUGAAGACUUCAUGAUGCCUUUCCAAAAGAACAUCACAGAGAAAGCUCAAGCAUUGGAGGCAUCCCUCAAGCUCUAAGUCAUAGCAGUUGCCUCCUGGGGUUCGCGCUUUGUGGCCCAGAGUCCAAAGUUUGGAGAAAGUACGUAUAUCCAGCAGAGCCAAAGCAAUCCACCCAUUAAGAAGAUGUUAUUAAGGAUCAGGUUUUGCUGCAAUAGCUAUAAAUAUCCAGAGUUAUAACACACAGCUCUCUUUCAUAUUGCAAUGAAUGGCAGGUUAUUCAUAUAAAUGCCUAACCUUUAUUGACAGUGCAGUAGGCCACACUGAAGUUAUAAAUAGUGUCAAAAUUUUGCCAGAUAUGCUCCAUUAUGUUUAUUAAAAAUAAUUCUAGUGCACAUGUAAGGCCCUGGGAUCAAUCCCACAACCACAUUAAAAACAAAAACAAAACAAACAACAAUAAUGAUUUUGAUAGGACACAAAUAAAAAUAACUUUGGUAUAAAUAGCAUAUGCCUAUAAUCCCAACACUAUGAAGGUAGAGGACUGCAAACUGGAGGCCAUCCUGGGCUAUAUAACAAGACCCUGUCUCAAAAAAACAAAUGCUGAGAGUAUAGCUCAGUGGUAGAUAACUCACCUAGGAUAUACAUGGCCAUGGGUUGGUUUCCAACACCACAAAAAAAUUAAUAAAAUAAACUUAGUAGAAACUGAUAGAAACACAACUUAACAUGAGGAAAGAGAGAUGAUAUAUAGCCUUUGAGAUGGGAGUUUGUUCCUCAGUUACCAUUGUAAAAGCACCACAGAUACCUUGGACUAGGUAAAGUUUUGACAGUGUACAUGCCACUCUUUCCCUCUACUUUGAUAUUGUGGAGCUCUUGCAUCUGACUUUCAGAUGCCAGAAAACUCAAUCUUGAAUAGCAGUUACAACCUCUAGAAGCAACUCUCAACUCUCUCCCAGACUAAAGAAGAUUGGACUCCCUCACCAUCUGGUUGGAUGUCUAAGUGUAUGUUCUCACUGGACCAUAGAGCUCUGGAAUAGAGUUAAGGUCAUAAGGCCAAUAUGAUAGAUAGAUAGAUAGAUAGAUAGAUAGAUAGAUAGAUAGAUAGAUAGAUAGAUAGAUAGAUGCCUCCCAAAUACACCUAACACUGUUUCUAGGUAGCUUCUAUAAAGAUCCAAAUUAAAACUAAAAGCCAUAGGAAUACUCCAAGCUAUGAUUCUAAAACCACUAGUGAACACUUUGAAGAUAAAUUCCUUAUCUUCUACCUACUAUAAAAUAAACAUUUCUCCAAUUUGGAGAAAUUGCAACUAAGGAACCAUCCAGAUGGUCUUCAUAAAAUAGCUGAUAAUUUGAGCAAAAUUUUUUAUAUACUAGAAAACUAUUUGAGAAUGACUAAAGAUACCAUAUUCCAUUAAUAUUUUGGAGAGAGUGAAUCAAAGAAUAAAGAUAUAUUUAAGAAAUCUAGAAUCAAGAACUAAUAAAAAUAUGGGGGAAAGGAGCCUAUCAUAAAAAUAGUGCCCCUGAAUGUGUCCUGGGGGAUUUAAAUUUAAGGCCUGACUAUUGUUUAGAAAGAAGACAUGUCAAAGUUCUGACAGAGAUAUAGAACAGUAGAAUAGAGAGUGGGUGGGUGGAUGGAUGAGUGGAUGGUGGAUGGCUAUUAUCUACUUUUCCUCACUAAGUCCAAAAUACCUGUCAGAACAGUUUAAGCAAGGACGGGUUUAUUUGGCUCAUGGUUUGAAAGAGAAUAGGCUAUUACAGAAGCUGGUGGGGCUCAGCUCUUGGGGUGGGAGCAGGCAGUGCAGUGAGGCUUGUCAGGAAGCAGGAAGCUACUUAAAAAACUGACCCCCAAAAAACUAUUUCUUCAAGUUAGGCCAUAUUUGUAGAGUGUCUAUAAUGUCCCCCAAACAGUGCUACUAGCUAGGGACUAAGUGUUAAACACAUGAGCCUGGGGGUGAGUGGGAUGCAUUUCCUGUUCAAACAUGAUACAUAUAGAUGAUGGAUGCAAUGGGAUGGAUGGAUGGAUGGAUGGAUGGAUGGAUGGAUGGAUGGAUGGAUGGGAGAGUUGUAAGGAAUUGGUUUAUGAGAGUGAGUGCUGUUUGGACAAGUCUCUAAAUAUAUAAUACAGCCAUGAGAUGUGUCAGACUCUUGGUCAGGAACAUUCCAUGAAAUUCACAGGAGGAGUUUCUUUCUUCCUCAGGAAAACCUCACUUCUAUCUCUACCUUUAAAUCCAUUUUUAAGGCUACUUAAAAUGUACAGAAAUUCCUUUAUACAACCUUAUUUCAGCUGCCCAAAUCUGUACUGCUGAUAGAGCAAUACUAUGAUGUUUUCAUUGUCAACAUCAGGAAGCCAAUGCAUAAAGGAACUAUCUAGAGAACUUCUUCAGGUUUUACUAUUACUCAAAGUAAUAAACUUUACAUCAAACGAAAAUCCAGCCAAAAAAUGCAUUCAGUUGCUAUAUGUCUUUAGUUCCUUUUCCCUUAGAACAGCCCUCCUUUGUUUUUACUGUUUUAAUAAUAUUGCUACUUAAGAAUACAGGGCAGUUGUUUUGCAAAUAUCCCUCAAUUUUUGUUACACUACUUCUCUGAGAACAGAUUCAAGCACUAUGUUUGAGGCAGCAAUUCCAAGAAUGUGACAUGGCACUCUUCAGUACUUCUUUAACCAGAAGUUAGAAUUGGGGAAGUUUAUAUCACACAUCAUCACGUGUCCUCUAAAGUGGAGGUCCUCUAGUUUCUUCUCUAUGCACUUCGAAAUGUCUUGGGGAGUAUUUUUGAAAGUAUGUAUAUUUUCUUUCAUUCCCAUCAGUUUUACGCACUGAUAUUAAUAUCCAUGGAUGAUUCUUUCUGGAAUUUACACUGACAAUAACAAUAAGAUAAUAUCCUGAUGUUGUCAUGUUUCUAUUCCUUAAAUACCUUUCCUCUGCUGGCCAAGGUAUUCUCUUCUCUUAAUUUUGGUAAUUUAACUAGUACUCGGGCAUUUAUUUCUUACUUGAUAGGAUGUAACUGUGGAGACAACUCCAAACUCAAAUUGGUUAUUUAUCUGCCAUAAAUUAUUCUUCUGUCCUGAGCUAAUACAGCAGGUAAAAAACAAGCAAACUUAUUCCAGACCCCCUAUCCAGGGAGGUUUUGGCCCCAAAGUCAGUGAAGCAACUGCUUGCACCUGUGUAGAUAAACGCUACCACGCAUUUCCUAUCUCAUGUCUGUCUCUUGAAAUCUCAAUUUUCCAAACGAGUUGGUUUUGUUUCUCCCAAGUGCUCCCUUCUCCUCCCCUUUACCUAUUAAGUUUGCUUUUAAACAUUGCAGUUUACAUGAUCUUAAAUGUACACAUUUGUGAAGUAUAGUAUGAUGCAGAUUUGUUAAUAAAUCUCAUGUUCUCAGACUGAUGAAAUGGCUCUGACUUAGAGAGCUUGCUCUUGCAGAGAUCCUGGGUUCCAUCUCCAGCAUUUUUGCAUUCUUGUCAGGCAGCUCAUAACUGCAACUGUCUGUAACUCCUGUUCCUGGGGAUCCACUGCCUCCUCCUGGGCUGCAAAGGCAUUACACACAUGGUGUCCUUAAAUUCUUGCGGGUGAAAUAAUCAUAUACAGGAAUAAAAACAACUAAAUAUUUUAACUUUAAAAGUCUUAAAUUCUAAUGCCCCUUUGGGCCAUUUACCAUUGUGGGACAAUAAGUAUGUGGACACAUAAAUAAAUUUCAUUUUUCUGCUACUAA